AUGCCCCUGGAGAUCCACCCCAUCACAGUUGUCAUCAACAAUACCAACCCCAGCACCCUGCUCACCCACAUCUGCAACAUCCUCGCCAGCCAUAAGAUCCACGGCAUCGUCUUCGAGGACAACGUCGGCACGGAGGCUGUGGCUCAGAUCCUUGACUUCAUCUCCUCCCAGACCCAGGUCCCCAUCAUCAGCAUCAGCGGGGGGUCUGCCGUGGUCCUGACCCCGAAGGGGAGGCAUUGGCUGGGGGAGCCCGGCUCAGCUUUCCUGCAGUUGGGUGUCUCCAUUGAACAGCAAAUCCAGGUGAUCUUCAAGGUGUUGGAGGAAUACGACUGGAGCUCCUUCACCGUCAUCACCAGCCUCUACCCGGGCUACAACAUCUUCCUGGAUGUCAUCCGCUCCUUCACGGACGCCAGCUACUUCGGCUGGGAGCUGCAGGAGGUGCUCACCUUCGAGAUGAGCCAGGAGCAGAGCAACUCCAGGACUCAGCGGCUCCUGCGGCAGAUUGAUGCCCAGGUCCUCAUUGUCUACUGCUCACGGGAGGAAGCCGAGUACCUCUUUGCCAUGGCCGAACAAGCUGGCCUUGUGGGGCCGGGCUACAUCUGGAUCGUGCCCAGCCUGACGGUGGGCAACAUGGAGGUGCCGCCUGCCUCCUUCCCCGUCGGCCUCAUCAGCGUGGUGACCGAGAGCUGGAAGCUGAGCCUACGGCAGAAGGUGCGGGAUGGGGUGGCCAUCAUCGCCAUGGGGGCGGCCAGCUUCUUCCGGGCCCAUGGCUAUCUCCCAGAGGUGGGACGGGACUGCUGGGCUCCUGCCAGGGCCGCUGCCACCAACACCAGCUUCUACCGGCACCUCCUCAACGUGACGUGGGAGCACAGAGACUUCUCCUUCAAUGAAGGCGGCUAUCUGGUCAGGCCCACCAUGGUGGUGAUCUCGCUCAACCAGCACCGGCUCUGGGAGAUGGUUGGCAAGUGGGAGAAGGGCAUCAUCCACAUGAAGUACCCGGUGUGGCCCCGGUACGGCUCCUUCCUGCAGCCUGUGGUCGAUAACCGCCACCUGACGGUGGCCACGCUGGAGGAGAGACCCUUCGUCAUCGUGGAGAAUACGGACCCCAGCACCGGGGUCUGUGUGCGCAACACCGUGCCCUGCCGCAAGCAGACCAACUCCUCCCAGAGGUGAGCACUGAGGACCAAGCUGUGCUGCAAGGGGUUCUGCAUCGACAUCCUGAAGAAGCUGGCCAAGACGGUGAAGUUCUCCUACGACCUCUACCUAGUGACCAACGGCAAACACGGCAAGAUCGUCCGCGGGGUCUGGAACGGCAUGAUUGGUGAGGUGUACUAUAAGCGUGCGGACAUGGCCAUCGGCUCCCUCACCAUCAACGAGGAGCGCUCCGAGAUCGUGGACUUCUCCGUGCCCUUCGUGGAGACCGGCAUCAGCGUCAUGGUGGCCAGGAGCAACGGCACCGUCUCCCCCUCCGCCUUCCUGGAGCCCUACAGCCCAGCCGUGUGGGUCAUGAUGUUCGUGAUGUGCCUCACAGUGGUGGCCGUCACCGUCUUCGUGUUUGAGUAUUUCAGCCCCGUCGGCUACAACCAGAACCUCACCAGCGGCAAGA
Molecule: messenger RNA, 1606 nt
Organism: Pterocles gutturalis (yellow-throated sandgrouse)
Lineage: Eukaryota; Metazoa; Chordata; Aves; Pterocliformes; Pteroclidae
Gene: GRIN2C
Product: glutamate receptor, ionotropic, N-methyl D-aspartate 2C
Exons: 7
Biological process (GO): long-term synaptic potentiation; excitatory postsynaptic potential; synaptic transmission, glutamatergic
Cellular component (GO): postsynaptic membrane; NMDA selective glutamate receptor complex; postsynaptic density membrane
Molecular function (GO): NMDA glutamate receptor activity; transmitter-gated monoatomic ion channel activity involved in regulation of postsynaptic membrane potential
Source: RefSeq, a predicted model, not a curated record